Messenger RNA from Moneuplotes crassus, 565 nucleotides. NCBI's taxonomy places the organism in Eukaryota, Ciliophora, Spirotrichea, Euplotida, Euplotidae. The record is from the annotation of a GenBank genome assembly.
AUGAAAAACUUAUCACUCCAUAAAAGGUUAAGCAGAAAAAACAAAAACAGAGAUCUUUUAAAGCUGAGAAGCCCUCAAGCUAGGAUCAUUAGCCCUAGGCCUACCACCAAGAAAUGUAUCAGGAUACAAGCUCUGGACUUCUCAUCGAUGAGUUUUAAUGAAGCAUCAUUUGGAGAUAAUAGCCCUGAUCCCUUCCAAGCGUUUCAGAAUGAGAGAAUUUCUAGUGCUGCUACAUUUGAUAGUCCUCCCAAAAAUAGAAGGAGGUAUAUGCCUAAAUAAAGAGACUUUUGAGCCGACUUUGCCCUUCCUUUCUCCUACCAGUGAAAAAUCAAAAAGAUGGGAAAGAGUGACUAAAGUAAUAGAGAAAGAAUUCUCCGACCAGCAAGAAAAAGUCAGGAUGGGUUUUAGGCAAUUCAAAAAAUAUAAAAGAGUGGAGAAGAGGAACCUCCCGUUUAUAAAUACCAAGUAUUAUAUCGGGAUCAGCACCCUAGUUGAAUAAGCCACCUGAAAACGCCAUUGACACCAUAAAUGGGGUAGAAGAUAACUUUUUAUUUCUAAGAUUCAU